ACCGGUGGUGGCUUCAGCAGAAAACAACCAAGGAGAGCUUUAGAGUGAGGAAGAAAGACGCCUUGGUCUUGGUAUCACACACAUACACACACCCUCGAGCCACAUAGACAGAGAGAGUCUACCAAUGGCGAGCCAAGGUGUUGCCUCCAUGUUCGCUCUCGCAAUGCUCCUCGGAGCCUUCGCCUCCAUCCCACAAAGCGUGGAGUCCAUCGGAGUGUGCUACGGCAUGAGCGCCAACAACCUGCCGGCUGCGAGCACCGUGGUGGGCAUGUUCAAAUCCAACGGGAUCAACUCUAUGCGGCUGUACGCGCCGAACCAGGCGGCGCUCCAAGCCGUCGGAGGCACGGGCGUCAACGUGGUCGUCGGCGCGCCCAACGACGUGCUCUCCGCGCUCGCUGGCAGCCCCGCCGCCGCCGCCUCCUGGGUGAGGAACAACAUCCAGGCGUACCCCAAGGUCUCCUUCCGGUACGUCUGCGUCGGCAACGAGGUCGCCGGCGGCGCCACCCAGAACCUCCUUCCUGCCAUGAAGAACGUUCAGGGCGCGCUGGCGUCGGCCGGACUGGGCCACAUCAAGGUGACCACGUCGGUGUCGCAGGCCAUCCUCGGCGUGUACAGCCCGCCCUCUGCCGGCGCCUUCACCGGCGAGGCGAACGCGUUCAUGAGCCCCGUGUUGCAAUUCCUCGCCCGCACCGGCGGGCCGCUCAUGGCCAACAUCUACCCGUACCUGGCCUGGGCCUACAACCCCAGCGCCAUGGACAUGAGCUACGCGCUCUUCACCGCCUCCGGCACCGUGGUCCAGGACGGCGCCUACGGGUACCAGAACCUGUUCGACACCACCGUGGACGCCUUCUACACGGCCAUGGCCAAGCACGGAGGCAGUGGCGUGAAGCUGGUUGUUUCGGAGAGCGGGUGGCCGUCGGGCGGCGGCCAGGCGGCGAACCCGGCCAACGCCAGGAUCUACAACCAGUACCUGAUCAACCACGUCGGGCGCGGCACCCCGCGGCACCCGGGCGGCAUCGAGACCUACGUCUUCUCCAUGUUCAACGAGAACCAGAAGGACAACGGCGUGGAGCAGAACUGGGGGCUCUUCUACCCCAACAAGCAGCACGUCUACCCUAUCAGCUUCUGAUCGAUCGACCGAUUGAUCACAGGUAGCUGCUGGACACCGUAUGUCCGUACGCGCGUGUACAUGCGUAUAAGAGCAUGUAGACGUACGUAUGUGCACAUUAUGUAUUUGUACAAUACAGGGGCUUGGAUAUCCAUGCGACCACUGAGAUAGUAUAUACAAUACUACUAGCUCAGAUGCGUACGCUAUAGUAGUGGUUUGGUACCUAGUAUACUAGUAAUCUAGCUAGUAUACGAUUACACGAUUUAAGGGAAGCAAAUGUAAACGCUCCCUUUUCUCGUAGAGGACCGAUAAUUAAGGAUAUGUGUAUGUAAGUAGAAUUUUUUAGUGUAGGAUCUACGUUUCAUUAAUUUUUGAUGAAACUUUGGUCGAAGAAUAAUAUCAGAAAUUUCGGGGAGGACCGAAAUGCUAUUGUACAUUA
Molecule: messenger RNA, 1547 nt
Organism: Lolium perenne
Lineage: Eukaryota; Viridiplantae; Streptophyta; Magnoliopsida; Poales; Poaceae
Product: lichenase-2
Biological process (GO): carbohydrate metabolic process
Molecular function (GO): hydrolase activity, hydrolyzing O-glycosyl compounds
Source: RefSeq, a predicted model, not a curated record